AUGAACCCGCAAUGUUCAAAAUGUAAAGCAGCAAUGAGGAAAUAUAACUACUCCGUCAAAGAGAUAGAAAGAAUGAGAAACGACUAUGCUGACUUAAAGAAAGAAGCAGAAAAGCCAGCAGAAGAUAAAAUGAACAUGUUAGAAUUUCUGAACAAAAACUAUCCAACAGCAGAAGAUUUCCUUCUAUCUGACGUCAAGAAGAAGUAUAAAGAAACUUUCGGUAUCGUUAAAACAUUCGAUAUCCUCAGCGAAGAAAUAGAAGCUACGAAAUUGUUUAGGAUUUCAAAUAUACAUCGUACAAUUCAUGUAAAACGCUUAUAA
This is a messenger RNA of Trichomonas vaginalis G3, 321 nucleotides long. RefSeq names its product organellar and viral DNA polymerase type B. The transcript has a single exon. The record is from RefSeq and is a predicted model, not a curated record. The coding region runs from base 1 to 321 and encodes 106 amino acids. Lineage: Eukaryota; Parabasalia; Trichomonadida; Trichomonadidae.